AUGGCGCAACCAACUCAAUCAAUAAAAUGCGUGGUAACUGGCGACGGUGCCGUGGGGAAGACUUGUUUGCUGAUAUCCUACACCACCAAUGCAUUCCCUGGCGAAUACAUUCCCACAGUCUUUGACAAUUACUCCGCCAGCGUCAUGGUAGAUGGGAAGCCCGUUUCCUUGGGACUAUGGGAUACUGCCGGUCAGGAAGAUUAUGACAGAUUGCGACCACUAUCAUACCCUCAAACAGACGUCUUCCUCAUAUGCUUUUCCAUCGUUUCACCGCCGAGCUUCGACAACGUCAAAGCAAAGUGGUACCCCGAAAUUGAACACCACGCUCCUAAUGUACCUAUUAUCCUUGUUGGGACAAAGCUAGAUUUGAGGGAAGACAAAGCAACAGCGGACAAUCUGAGGGCGAAAAAGAUGGAACCUGUGUCUUAUGAGCAAGCCCUGGGGGUAGCUAAAGAGAUCAAAGCAGUCAAAUAUCUGGAAUGUUCGGCACUCACACAGCGAAAUCUGAAGAGUGUCUUCGAUGAAGCCAUCAGGUGGGAGACUUCUCCAUAUGUGCAAGACAGCCGUCCUCAACCCUCGACCUACGACAACCAAGAAGAAGUCGAGGUGUUCCAUCCUCUAGUCGUCUUCGGAGCACGGUUCUGGAUUGGGGUUAUCUGGGAUUUUGCCUUGUUUCUGACUCGGGAUGCAUCGCAAAAGGUGGUUAUAGACUUCAUCUGCGUCGCUGCUUCCUGGUUCCCAUACAAUUUUGCCUUACUUCUCCUAGGCCAGCCUCUGUACACACACCAGACACGGUUGGCCUGGGAGCGAUCUCACGCAUACGAAUAA
Molecule: messenger RNA, 828 nt
Organism: Cladophialophora bantiana CBS 173.52
Lineage: Eukaryota; Fungi; Ascomycota; Eurotiomycetes; Chaetothyriales; Herpotrichiellaceae
Exons: 3
Coding region: 1-828 (275 amino acids)
Biological process (GO): regulation of cell shape; small GTPase-mediated signal transduction; establishment or maintenance of cell polarity
Cellular component (GO): cytoskeleton; cell cortex; cell projection
Molecular function (GO): GTP binding; protein kinase binding; GTPase activity
Source: RefSeq, a predicted model, not a curated record